Messenger RNA from Cladophialophora yegresii CBS 114405, 1386 nucleotides. RefSeq lists its product as uncharacterized. NCBI's taxonomy places the organism in Eukaryota, Fungi, Ascomycota, Eurotiomycetes, Chaetothyriales, Herpotrichiellaceae. Bases 1 to 1386 code for a protein of 461 amino acids. The record is from RefSeq and is a predicted model, not a curated record. The transcript has 2 exons. Gene Ontology annotation, cellular component: mating projection tip; Rvs161p-Rvs167p complex; actin cortical patch. Gene Ontology annotation, biological process: actin cortical patch localization; plasma membrane tubulation; endocytosis. Gene Ontology annotation, molecular function: protein binding; lipid binding.
AUGCACAGCGUCCAUCGCCAGUUCGGCAAGCUGGGUAAGAGAAGUGCAGACGAGCAGACAGUCUCGCAUCUCCUCAAGGACUUUGAGGAGGCCGAUAAGCUCCUGACGAAGAUUAUUGAGGCCUCAAAAGCAUGGCGUGAAUCUUGGGUUUCGAUCUUGACCCACCAACAUCGCAUCGUCGAUGAAUACAGUCUCCUCUAUGCUCCCAUUGUGGGUGCCGGCGACGACUACCAUGGCCACGAUCCUGUUCAGACCCCCGACCACUUAAUGCAUCGAACGUCCAGAAUGAAACAGGAGUACGAGGACUUGAAAAGAGAUCUGAGCGUGGAUCUGGUCCAAGUCGAAGAGAGACUCGUCAAGCCGGCACAGAAUGCUAAGGAUAGCCUCCAUUACAUGCGGAAGACAAUCAAGAAGCGAGAGGACCGAAAGCUCGACUUUGAGAGAUACCAGAACAGAGUCGACUCGCUACUGAAGAAGACAAAGCGGUCGGAAAGAGACGAUGCCGCUCUGACAAAGUCUCAAUCGGAGCUGGAUGCCGCUACCGAGGCAUACCAUGCCGCCGACGACAACCUGAGGAACUGUCUACCCCGUGUGCUGACUUCGGUCUUCUCGCUCUUGCCUCACUUCUUGGCCGCUCAGGUCCAGAUCCAGAACGACUUGCUGGGCCACUACUACACCAUGCUGCACACUUAUUGCACCGAAGAAGGCUUUCCUUCUCCAGCUCCACCCAUGGACGAAGUAAUCCGAAUGUGGACAGAUGCCUUCAAACCCGUCCAACGCGAGGCUGAGUCACUAGCUAUUCUCGCUAAUGGGAAAGCAACGAGGGCUUCCAUGGAGAACGGCUCCAACGGCCGCCAUCCAGCCAAUGGCAAUCGCCGUCCAAGCGCAUCGGCGUUCAACACGCAUCGCCAACAGUCUGUCUCACCAGCCAGGAACCUCCCUCCAUCGCCAUCCCAGGACGCCAAGUCAAAGAUGUCGGUGUCGCCCGCCGCCUCGACCGUCCUCAGCCCAAUGACCCCGUCGGAAACAACUGCGAGUCCGUCCCCAUCACUGUCCCUCUACCACACCCCCGUGUCUUUUUCGCCGGCCGGGCCGAACACAGACUAUUUCUCUCGUGAUCGACAGCCAUCUGCCGCGUCGAAUGUGUCCAUGGCAUCAAUUGCUCAGAAGAAGCGACCCCCGCCACCGCCCCCACCGCGAUUACCCUCACAGCAAACGAUUUAUGUUACAGCAUUAUACGACUUCAAUGGCCAAAGUGAAGGAGAUCUUGCAUUUCGAGAGGGCGAUCGGAUCCGUGUUCUAAAAAAGACCGAGAGCACCGACGAUUGGUGGCAAGGAGAGCUCAGGGGCUUGCAAGGGCCGUUUCCCGCCAACUAUGUUCAGUGA